Prorocentrum cordatum is the source of this 1149-nucleotide messenger RNA. The record is from the annotation of a GenBank genome assembly. NCBI's taxonomy places the organism in Eukaryota, Dinophyceae, Prorocentrales, Prorocentraceae.
CAGACCCUCGUGGCCUUCGUGCAGGGCCAGCAGUCCGCGGAGGACGAGGACCCGGGAGCGCCCGACCCGGCGGCCUACAAAUCGCACAGCACGGGCAUCCUGGACGUGCUGGAGAAUCUGAAGGCCAAAGCGGAGGAGCAGCUGGCCGACCUGCGCAGGGCGGAGUCCAGCGCCAAGCAGAACUACGCCCUCCUCAAGCAGAGCCUCGAGGACCAGGCCGCCUACGACACGAAGGAGAUGAAGGAGGAGAAGGCCUUCAAGUCGGAGACGGACGAGGCGAAGGCUACUGCCUCCGGCGAGCUGAAGACCACUGCCGCGCUGCUCGCCGAUACGCAGGCGUCGCUGUCGAGCGUGCAGGCGGGCUGCAUGCAGCUGGCGUCCGACCACGACGCAUCGCUUGCGAGCCGCACGGCGGAGUUGAAGACGCUGGCCGAGGCGAAGAAGAUCCUGGCGGAGACGAGCUCGGGCGCCGUGGGUCAGACGUACUCGUUCGUGCAGGAGGCCCGCGCAGCGUCGCGGCUGCGCACGCGUGCCGACCUGGAGGGCGCGGAGCUGUUGCAGUUCGUGCGCAGGCUGGCGAAGAGGGAGCACUCCGAGGCUCUCUCGCAGCUCGGCUCCCGCAUCUCCGCGCUCAUGCAGUACGGAGCCUCCGCCGGCGAGGAUCCCUUUGUCAAGGUCAAGUCGUUGAUCAAGGACAUGAUAGAGAAGCUGCAGGCCGAAGCUUCGGCCGCUGCCACCGAGAAGGCGUACUGCGACGAGCAGAUCGCCAAGACCGAGGCGAAGAAGUCCGAGCUCGAGGACGACGUCGCGAAGCUGACCGCCAAGAUCGACAGCAAGAGCGCCAGCUCCGCGCAGCUGAAGGAGGAGGUGAAGGUCCUGCAGGGGGAGCUCGCCGCGCUCGCCAAGGAGCAGGCCGAGCUCACCCAGGUCAGGUCCGACGAGAACGCGGCGUUCACGAGGGCGAAGGCGGACCUCGAGCUGGGGCUGACGGGCGUGCGCAAGGCCCUGCAGGUGCUCCGCAAGUACUACCAGGGCGACGGCGCAGCAAUGCUGCAGUCCAGCGAUGCCCAGCCGGCCAAGCCCGUGUUCCACUCCAAGGCGUCCGGAGCGGGGGGCAGCAUCAUCGAUAUUUGCGGGUCCUGGAGGUAG